Molecule: messenger RNA, 1871 nt
Organism: Acaulospora colombiana
Lineage: Eukaryota; Fungi; Glomeromycota; Glomeromycetes; Diversisporales; Acaulosporaceae
Source: the annotation of a GenBank genome assembly
GACGCGCUUUCCUGGAAAUUGAUGCCAAGUCACUUGCGGAGACCGCUUCAGUUCAAAUUGAUGCGCCGAGAACAAGUUUCGAUUCACUCAGAGGCUUCCAAUUUCCUCAAUCGAAUACAUCCAUUGUGCUAUCUGAGGAUAAUGCACAUUCUACGCCCAAGAAGGAAGCUGAUAAAUUGGCUCCUUCACCUCAACCAUUCAUCUUUGGCUCACCCGCGAACGGUGUAUCGAAUGCACAAUUUGGCAAUGCGGCUGCAUCCAUUUUAGAGGAAAUGAAUAAACGUCUAGGAAUUGCUACCGACUCGUCCGCUGCUGCUCGCAUUGAUGCAGACGGUGCCAUCAACUUUGGAGAAAUCACUCCAAGCCGCCAAUUUGCCCUCAAGUUAGGCAAUAAACGUGAGGACAAUGGGAGAUUUGGGAAGGCACACGAAAAAAUAUUUGACCACGUCAAGCAGCCUGUUCCGACCAUUGGAACGAAGCGCAAAUCAAUGGUUGCCUUUGGGGAAGAAGGAGUGCCAAAAAAGCCACAGGGAACAAAGAGAGCUGCCGAUUUCGAGGCCAACAAAGAUAAUAUUGUUCCUCCUCCACCAGCCAAACGACAAAAGGUCGAUGGUGCCACACUUGCAGAAAUGGAACAAAAGAACAAGUCAACUACUUCAGCCGUGGCCAAAAUAGGAACGAAAGAGCAAGAGGAAAUCGCUAAGAAGACGACGCGGACACAACAAAGACGCAGAAGCUCCAGGCUUAGUGCAGGAGGUCCAGCUGCACGAGCUAAAGCAGUUACAGCAGGCGCUGCUAAAGUGAUGAAGAGUAUCAUAUCCAGUGUUGCAGGAACCACUCAACCCAGUAGCUCCAAACCCACGAUUGCAACAGCUUCGAAGACUCAAACAAAACCGCUUGUUAAAGGGCCACAAAAGCAAUCCGCUUUGUCAUCUGUUCGUCCUGUACCAAUACCAGAGGAACCCUCGAGAGUCAAAGGUGACACCAAGAGCUCUAAAGCUACCUUGGCCUCUGAAGUGGCCACCCGAAAGACGCGAGAAUCCAAUCUAGUCCCUCGAACUAGUUCCAAUGAUGUCUCAGCACGUAGCUCACUGAAUCCUGGCACUCGUGCAACAAAGACUACAUUGGCCCCUAAGGCUCCUGUCGCUCCCAAAUUUACCAGAACGUCGACGGGACCCCGACGAGGCGCGCUCCCUUCAUUUGAAGACCCUAAGAAGGGUGCUCAGACCGAAGGAUCCAGCUUGAAUGCAGCUACAAAGAACUCCGGCUCUACCUCCAAGGUAUCGAGCAUUAGCAACCGCCCGUCUGGCACAAUUACUCGCCCUAAGCUCACUGUUCGCAACAAUCGCAUUUCUGGAACGAAAACGGACGCGACUAGCAACACAAAGUCUUCAUCUGCUAGGAGCAGUCUCGCUACGUCUUCCCAAACCAGAAGGGCGUCCAAACCGGCUACAAGGGAGGCUUCUGUGAGCUCCAAGGUUGAGCUACAGUCCGUUCCAGAGGCUCAAAAGCAACCUGAACAGACGAAUGACAAUCGUGAUUUCGAGCCGAAGAUUUCUCGAGACCCUUAUGACUUUGACGACUCAAGGGCCUCUUCCCCAUUGCCGACGCCUCCAGCAUCUCUCUCCUCCAAACCUCUCCAGCGACGUAAACCUCUCGAACCAGUGCAACCUUCUGAUGAGAACCCCGGGACUAACAGUUCUAUCACUUCCAAGCCUAGGAAGAGUGCAGGGGCUGGGUUGACUGCGAAAGCGAAACUCAUGGGUGGAGAGACCGCCGCGAAGGCACGGGCAAGUGCUGCUGCCGAUGCUGCGAAGCGUAGAAUGCGCUUGAGUGAGGCUGCUGCUGCUCGACGCCGAACGAUGGCAAAG